This is a messenger RNA of Chilo suppressalis (striped riceborer), 14409 nucleotides long. NCBI's taxonomy places the organism in Eukaryota, Metazoa, Arthropoda, Insecta, Lepidoptera, Crambidae. The record is from the annotation of a GenBank genome assembly.
CGUCAUUUCGUUUGUGAAAUUGUAUUCAAGCUAUACUUUAGACUUACAAAAUUAUUUGUAUCCUUGAACCUCACAAAUGGACAUUUUGAAAAGCUUUACUCGAGAUUUAUUGAUCAUGUCGGUAGUGCUAAAUAAUAUGAAUGUUUCGCAAGCAUUUUGAUAAAUACAUUUAACAUUGUUCCUAAAUAAUAUUUUUUUUGCGUUUCUGGGACAAAUUCAAGAAUGCGUAGAUAGUGGCCUCUACGAAAUAAUUAGACGUAGAAAAUAAUAAAUGGUGUUUAAAGUAAGAAAACAUAAAUAUGGCACAGUUCAAUAGACGCGGUGUAACGUAUAGCGCAUUGAAUAACGAAUUAACUCCACCUUUGGCGGGAUUAGCAGAGAAUGUAAAUGCAGCCCCAACUAUGAUCACGCUAGACCACGAACAUGAAGAUGCAACAAUAGGAAACUUUGUAAUCCACAAAGUACCAAAAAACAAAGGAGGAUGGACUCACAUAGAAGAUUUAGAUUCAUUCUUCACAAGAAUGUACAGAUAUUAUAUACGUGGGGGUUUUUAUCCGAUGAUAAUGUCAGAUCUGUUCUCAUUACUACAGUUCAUAUUUAUUGUGUGGUUUUCUACAUUUCUGGUACACUGUGUAAAUUAUCCAAGAUUGUUUAGGAAUGAUGAUUAUGCAAAUAGAACACGAAAACUCACUUUGGAUGAAGUGUUAUAUUCUUCACAAGAGUGUGUUGAGCGAAUAUCAUGGACUUGGUGGAGUCUGGUGGUAUUGUGUGCCCUAAUAUGGUUCAUGAAGUUAGUUAUAUCAGUUUACCAUCUUUAUUAUGCAUAUGACACAAAAUUAUUUUACAAUAAUGCUCUAAAAAUAAGAGAGAGUGAUUUAGCUUGGGUGAACUGGUCAACUAUUCAAGAUCGUGUGAGAGAAGCUCAGCCAGAGCAUCAUAUGUGCGUCCAUAAACAAGAAAUCAACGAAUUAGAUAUAUAUCAUAGAAUACUCAGGUUUAAUAAUUAUAUGGUGGCAAUGGUAAACAAGAAUCUUCUUCCAUUGCAAAUUAAUAUACCUUGCAUUGGGCAUUUUCACUAUUUAUCAAGAGGUCUGAAAUGGAAUUUGGAGUUUUUAUUAUUUUUUAGCCCUUCUAGUCCUUGGGAGAAUUGUUGGCAACUACGGGAGGUGUAUAAAGAUCAUACGAAUCGAAUGACAUUAGCGCGGCAUCUUGAAAAGCAGAUAAUUCUGUUAGCGUUUAUAAAUCUGCUGCUGGCACCUCUCAUUCAAGCGUGGCAGAUACUUUACUUCUUUUUCAAUUAUGCUGAGUUGAUCAAGCGGUCGCCCGGCUCGCUGGGGCUGCGCACGUGGUCUCUGUACGCGCGCAUCACGCUGCGCCACUUCAACGAGCUGGAGCACGAGCUGCGUGACCGGCUCAACCGCGCGCACAAGCCCGCCACCAAGUACCUGGCCAGCUUCACGUCGCCCAUUACAACGGUGCUCGCCAAAAACGUGGUGUUUUUAUCCGGGAGCGUGCUGGGUGUACUGGUGGUGCUGUCAGUGUACGACGAAGACGUGCUUACCGUGGAGCACGUGCUCACGAUCAUCACCAUCCUGGGGUGCAUACUAGCCGGCGCCAGGGCGUUGAUAGGUGAAGAAGAGCGUCUAGGGGGCGGAUGUACGGGCCCCGCGUGGGGGGAGGAGUUAUUCGUGCAAGUGCUCGGACACGUGCAUUACCUGCCGGCCGCAUGGCGGGGCCGCGCGCACACCAAGGACGUGGCCGCGCACUUCCAGCAGCUGUUUCAGUUCCGUGCGGUAUACAUAAUGUUCGAGCUGCUCAGUCCGUUGUUAUGUCCCCUGGUCCUGUUCUCUAUGCGUUCGCGCGCCCUGGAUAUCGUCGAUUUCUACCGAAACUUCACCGUCAAAGUUCACGGGAUCGGCGACGUAUGCUCCUUUGCUAAGCUGGAUAUCCCUCGACACGGUCAUCCCGACUGGCAAGGUCUUAGAAAAUAUGGCGAAAAACCAAAGGGUGGCAACACUCAGUACAACCAAGGGGAAGGUGGUAAAACGGAGUUGUCUCUGGUUGCGUUCUCGUGCCGGCAUCCGGGCUGGCAACCGGACGAGCCGGCGCAGCGACAGUUCCUGCGCUCCCUUCGCCAGAGUAUGAACCACGCUCUGCCCGUACAUAAUCCCCUGAACAAAACCAUGUUGGGUUCUUAUAUCCAACAAAGUAUAUUCGGUGCUAAUACACCUCUCCCAGCUGUACUAUCGUUUUAUCAACAGCAACGGCAACCGUACAAAUUACCUGAGAUGGACGAGACCAGUGACGAGGAGGAGUCCCCCGGGCCGGGGUCAUCGCACUCUAAUGUUAGGUCCCGGUCUCUGGGGCUCGCCGGCGUGGGGUCGUCGCUAGGGGCCAGCGUGCUAGGGCUGGACGCGCCCGCUGUAUCGCCGCCCAGCGAUGAGACGCGCGACAUGUCAGUCAGCACGCUGCACCUGUACGACCUGCACCUGUCGCAGGCCGGCACGAACGUUUCCGCAUGUUGUACCAACAACUGCAGCGAAAGGCGGCGCGUAGACAACCAAUGGGCCAGCGGCGAAGACACGCCUUUACUCCAUCGACCAUAACACUGGCCCAGACCUCAACGCCCCGUAUGGGUGUAGGUGAAAACACAAUCACAUACAAAAAGGUGUUGUUCUAAUUGGCCACAAUCGUACGUACGUUGACACGAGGCGAACACGUCGUGCGAUGAAAAUAAUGGAAAUAUAUCGAUUGGAGUCAAGUUUCAACGAUUAGACACAUCGUACGAUCGUUAAUAAGCAGCCUGUGCUCGAACGACGGCUUACGAGCUGUAAUUCUGAAGGAACCUGUAUGUUUGUACUCAACGCACGACGGGAACGCAUCGUGUCAUCGUACGAUCUGUGCCAAUUAGGACAACGCCUUAGGCUCCCUAUUGAUUCACAUCCUGCUUUUUCUGCUGUUAUUUUCUCACAAUUGUCACAAUUCUAUUUUGCCCUAAUAAUUGUCACACAUGCAGUAAAGACUCAAUGAAAUGACAUUAUUGUAAAAAAAAUAGUUUUAGUGUUUAAAAUAAAGGUGAAUCGUUAUGAUUUGCAAAAACAUAAACGCAAACAUAGUAUUUAAAGUUACUUAAAAUCAUCGCUAAUUUAAUAAUAAAAAAGUACAAUUUUGGAUUUUACUUAUAUUAUGUAUGUAUAUGUUACUGAAGUCGCUUUUAAAUAAAAAAUAAUCAAAUGUUUAUUUUGAGCAUUAAACUGCUAGAAUUUUAUAUCAAAAAGAAAAGUUUACUAAAUUUAAUAAAUGUUUCCCGUUACAGUCUAGAUAAUCGAGUCCAAACCACAUUGAACAUUUUUUUUAUCCAUAUUUUUCAUCUAACCUAACCUUAAUUCAUUUGCAGGCAGAUAAUACUCUGGCGAAGAGAAAAAUCUUUUCAGUAUGACAAAUAAAAUUAUGACAAAGUAUUAUUAUGCCAAAAAAGUGUUAUACGAAAUGUAAAUAAGCAAUUAAAAAUAUGUGAAUCAAAGGUAUCCUCACAUAAAUAGCCUUACUUACACACCACACAGAACACCUUUAGGUUUUGUGUAGUUUAUUUGUGUCACAAAAAAAAUUCAAACCAAAUGUAACGCUAAUAAGAUACAAUGUGUCCUUUUUUACAAUAAAUGCUAGAGAGAGAAUUAGAGUUAUAAAUAAUGUUAAUUUUUCUUUGACACAGAAUAAUUGGUGACAGUGCAAAUACUGAGGAAAAGCUUAGUCUAUCUUUUUUUAUCACCGAAAACCCUAGUUUAGUUUUGACCAUGGUAUCUAACAACAGUCUCCAAAAUAUAUGGUUUCAUUAUGUCAAUCUUUUCUGGUCGUUCCCAGUAAUCUGGGGUCUUUCCAUAAAGCACAAUGUAAAUCUGCCUUAUUCAGUUGACAUAAAGUAGUUCUAUUAACAUUAUACUGUGUCGUAAUGUUAGUAAUAUUGAAAUAGGAAUGCAAGCCUUUUGCAAUAAGCUCACUGACUCUGACAAGAGAUAAAUUUAUCAGAGCUAAUUUACACACAGCUCUUCUGGAUAAUAUAAAACUGUCAAACACAUACCCAAUUUUUCAACCUUAGUAGUGGGAUUUCAUGCUCAAAAUCGAUUACAAAAUAUUGCCAUUUUUUUAGUUAUCUGAUGUACUGUUAUUUGUACAGAGAGAGAAGUUUUUACUUUACAAAACAAUUAUUAAGACACUGUUACUAGUUGAAUUACGGUUCUGGUUCCCUUUCCUAGCAACAGUUGUUAUUAUAAUCUAAAUGAUAAAAAUAUCUAUGGAACAAAGCUCUAAUAGGCCUUUCUAUUACUAGAAUUUUGAAUAAUGAAUCUGGCUGUUAGAGAGCCUUGAAAAUUGUUACGUAAUUUGCUAUAUCUUUGCAGACAAACGCUCAGUCUCAUGGGCGUCCGUUGGGAAAUUAAAUCAUGAUGUUGAUACAUAGGCAAUAUACUUUUUGUUUAUGUUCAGAAUUCAAGAGCUGUUACGUGUGGAUUGAUGUAGUUCUAAAUAGUUUGUUUUAUUUAAUGUCACAAUAUUCAUACAAAUCGUAAAAUGUAUAUUAUUAAAGUAUUUUUAUUUUAUUAUAUAUAUAAUAAAUCAGACCUAUUUUAAACUUUUUUGGCAAUAAUAGAUAACAUAUUUUGUUAAUAAUUAUAUCUAAUAAAUGAAUAAUUAUUUGAUAAAAAUCUGAGUGCCUAUGUGACAUCACUGGAAGAAAAUUACUAUAUUUAGAAAGGUGGAUUGUUGAAUAAUUCUUCAAUAACAGAGGGGAAAAGCAUGGGAAGCAGUUGGCAUUAUAAAUGAUUUGUAAGCUGUCAUUUACAUAAGACAGUUGCGCUUAUUUAAUUUUUCCACAUGAAAAAUCACAUUAUGUCGCGCAGUAAUUAUGCCACGAUACCAAAAAAUUAAAAAAAACAAUUUCUGUGUAUCGGAUUCGGCCAAAUGGUUAGGAAAAUUUGACAUUUUGAUGAUGUACCAGAAAACAGAAAUACAAUUAUUAUAGACUUGAUCCAAUUGUUUUAGAGUUCACCAGAAUGUCAAAAUUGUGCAAUCGAUUUUGAGCUUUAGCGCUUACAUUGGUAAUCGAUAGGAAAAUUUUGUCGAUAUAGUCUUACUAAUCUAUCCCCCUAGUAUGAGCACCGCGAUAUGUUAUAGAUCGCGUUUUUAUCACGCUCAAAUGUCUAAUUACUAUGAAGUUUGGCAGUUAGACGCGAUAAAAAACGUGAUAUGUCGUAUUUUGUGGUGUUCAUGCUACGGGGACUGAUCGCCGAUUUGUCUAUUACACAAAUCGAGCUAUUUAUGUAGCUAUCUACAAAUUAACGACGUUGGUAAAUAUUAUCUAGACAGAUUUUUCACUGCCACCGUUUGAAAUAAAUUUGAAAUACUUUAAUGUCAAAAACAAGUCUUUUCGUCUAUAUUACCCAAGUUUUUUUUAAAUUAUGCGAGUUACUUGAAAAGGAAGAUCAUUGGUGUGAAUGGUAUAUCUGCUUUCACAAUUAGCUCGCUGUAUUGUAGUGAUACAGAUGUAAUCUAAAAUAUAGUGUUUAUUUCACGAUUUUCCAUUAGAGAUGUCUCUAAUUGUGAAACAUAAUCUCUUGCAAUGAUUUAAUUCAAGAAUUCUUUGAUAAUAAUACUGUAAAUACGUGUUAUAAUAAAUAAAAUACAAUAUAUUUAUAAAGCUAUACGCAAUUUUAUCAAAAUAUAUCCUUUUGCUUUCUGUGUGUGUGGUUCAUGAAUAUAAAUAGGCAUUGAAUGUUUUACCUAUAACUUUUUGGCAGCUAUGAAAAUAUAAUUCAUUCAAAUUUACAAUUGUACUCGAAAUGUCGUGUAAUAUUUGUUAAAUCUAUGUAUUUUAUUGUGAUUUUUUAGUAUAAUAAGAACUUCCUAUCUUUGACAUACGACAUGAUAAAAGAAUUUACGAGUGCGGUUUUAACGACUUUGACGAAACAGACAUAAUACAAACAAUAAUAGUCUGUGCCUGCUCACAUCAUAAAGUAUAUUUUACUCAAAGAAAUUUUUAGGAAAAGUUUUCAUUAAAUACACAUUUUAAACAAAAAAGCGAAAUACGUUAUAUUCUAUCUCAUGUUGUAUAUAUAUAUAUAUAUAUUAUAUAUAUUAUAUAUAUCAUCAUCAUCAUCAUCAGCAAGAGAACUAAAGUCACCGACAUAGCCCACAGAAUUGCAAACCUUAAGUGGCAAUGGGCAGGGCACAUUGCUCGCAGGAUCGAUGGCCGCUGGGGCGGAAAGGUCCUCGAGUGGCGACCGCGUACCGGGAAACGCAGUGUUGGCAGGCCCCCCACAAGGUGGACCGACGAUCUGGUAAAGGUCGCGGGAAGCCGCUGGAUGCGGGCAGCAUGGGACCGAUCGCUGUGGAAAUCCAUGGGGGAGGCCUAUGUCCAACAGUGGACGUCUUUCGGCUAUUAUAUAUAUAUAUAUAUAUAUAUAUAUAUAUAUGGUUGUGCUUUAUUCAUUAAUAAAAUCAUAUAGUAAUGUGUAGAACAUAAAGUUGGCUUAAUUGAAUAUUUCAAUGACAAUUUUUACGUUAAUGAUAAUUAUUCCAUAAGUCAAUAUUGCUAACAACAAAUCUAUGUAUAAGAUCGGAGCAAUAUUAUACAUUAUGCGAGAGAUUUAUCUAUGCAUUGAGAAGUGUAAAGGUUCCAGAUUAUAUGACUAUUGUAACUUGUAUGACUUGUUUUAUAAAUAUGUUAUAUAACAAUAUUGUCAUAUAAUCUGGAAGCACCGAAAUAUAGAAUACAGGUUUCACAAAAACCUUAUAUGGCAUUUCUAUUAACUUAGUUAUGGUAUUUGAUAAACAAUCCCAACUUGUAAUUAAUAUACUAACAUCACAUUGGCUUUAUUUACCUAUUUGAAAAAAGGACCAAUAAAUCACUUUGGUUAAAUGCGAAUAGCCUACAUUCAGGGUACAAAACACAUUGUGCCUUUACAGUGGUUGCCUCAUUUUUGUGACAUAAUAUAACUCGCAGUAACAUAGAAACGAAUUGAAAAUAUCAAUGCAAUACACUCUAUCCCUCUCGCACAUUAUUUCUGACAGGACAUGCGGUAGAGACAUAAUAUUUUACGUCGCCAUUUUCAAUUCGUCUCUUUAUUGGUCCUAGUUAAACAGCUUAAACUGUUUUUAUAAUACAAUAUUACAUAAAACAUUUAGCAAUCAACUACAUAUAUAUUAAGUUCAUCAAGCACUAUCGACCGAUUUAUAUUACUAAAGUCCCUAUGCGCAUGAGAUAGAAUUUGACGAAAGAUACAACAGCAUAGUACACCUAUAAUACGUCUUAUACGCAGCCUCAAUCACCGCACAAUGAGUCUAAUCUUGUAGGGAAUUUCUUAACCUUAAAUUAAAAUGAAGUACCUAUCUCCUUCCAUUUUUGCGUAACCGAGGAUCCGUAACGUUUGCAGAUUGAGAAUGCAGAUUUAUAGAGCUAAGAAUUACAAAAAAUACAGUGGUAAAAUUUCUGUUCUACGACAAAUAUUGACGAAGUUGUCACCAAAUUACUAAACGAAUUUUCGGCUGGCCGCGUGGUGGCUGUGACGUCCCAAAGCUUUAGCGCUCGGGCGUAAGCGUGCGUAGUGACGCUUCUGAAGUUCGACCGGAGUGAACCACGAUCGAGCUGUGUGACGUCACACGUUUCGGCCGCCAUGCGCCAGUGAAUAUUGGCUAUCAUAAAAUUAGUUAUAAAAUCGCAAUAAAUGAACCGAUUUCGAUGAUUUAAAAAAUAUAUUAAUUAAAAAGCUAAUUAGAUCAUUAUACUGUUGAUUUUGAGUUGAUUUGCUGAUCUAGUAACUCUUUACUCAUUAGGCCCAUUAUACGAAGUAUCGAGAUAUUCAAUUAAUCACUUGCAAAGAUUGUAGUCAGGAUAACGUGUAAUAUAGUCGUAAUUUUAACUGUAAGUACUUUAAUGGAUUGUAUUGUCAGUGUCGUAAGGACUUAGCUAGGUGACAUAGCACUGCCUACAGCCUACACUAUAGUGUAUAGAUAGUGUACACUAUAGUGUAGCCUACACUAUAGUAAUAAAAACAUUAUUUAAGCAUCAAUGCAGCAUUAAAUAAUGUUUUUACUAGGUAUGAUGACAACGCACAUCUCUUGAUGCGUUCUAUCGGCUUCUAUUUACGUUGUCCAUGUAUCGCUGUCAUCUGAUAGUGAUACAUGGACAACGUAAAUACAAGCCGAUAGAACGUAUCAAGAGAUGUGCUUGAAUGAAAGAAAAAUGUGUUGUUCAACAGUCUUUAAACCUAUACACAGUCUAUGUCAACUGCAGUUUUACUGCCAAAUUGUAGAUCAGUUGAAGUUCAAAUGCAAUUAAAUCAAAGUGUUUAAACAGUUGAACGUGCAGUUCCUCUAGCGCCUUACAGAUAUACUAUGAUUAAGUAUUCAAGAGAAAUAAAUUAAACUUUCUUUAAAUUAUGAUGUUAUGUAUCAUUAAUCAUUUAUUAAUUGUAUCUACUGUAGUCUCAUUUUUCAGCAGUUUUUUUAAACGAGUAAAUCAUCUAAAGUUGUUGAAAUUUAAAAUUACAUUAAGAAAUUCUAAAUGAUUUGAAGUAUUUAAUAUUCACGUUUUCUAUCUGGUACAACAUAUUUUUGCUUAAUAAAAAAACUAGCCAUCUACAACUAACCAUCAGCAAACAUAAUACAUAAAAAAAGAUAUGUUGACCUGCCGCCUAAGUCUACCUAAGAAGCCUUAAUACUAAUCAUGGCGUCAUCAAAAACAGAAUACUUCAGAACUUAUUUAAUAACUUAAUUUUGUGUAAUGAUCAAUAGAAUAAAUAAUGCCUAACAUUCCCAGUGAUACUUUAAUUGGUAAAUACAAUCAAAACUACAAUGCGAGUAACUUCCCAGGAGAAAAUCAUAUUGUUAUCGUCUAUAUAAGUAAGUUUCUCUCGAGUACUUAUAUUCAAGCGGGUAGAAGCUGUAGCACUAGACAUACAAUUUAUACGAUAUGAUCGAAUACCCUAAGCAUUAAUGUUAAUACUUCAACUUAUGUGUCAAGUAAACUGUAACUAUUUUUUCAUCCUUUAUAAUAUAUAUAUUUCGAACAACUCGCUUAAAAGUUACAAUCCAAGUUACGCUCCAUUUUUCUAGUAGGGCAUGCGACCUACUAGAAAAAUGGAGCGUUUUUAGUUAUUGGGAUGUCAUAAAUUCAAACCAACAAAAACGCGUGGGUAAAAAAAAUUGAGCUAUGUUAAAUUCAUAUUUCAUCUGUUAUGGUAGUUCACGUAAAACAUAUCUUCGUAUUGGCAUAUGAGUUUAGUUUUUAUAACAAGUUAUUUUUUGUCAUAGUACUAUAUUUUUAAAAUCCAAUUUUAGAUAAAAGCCUUGUUGCUCAUACAUAAUAUUUGCAAAUUAUUGCAAGAUUUUAUGAUCUCGUGAUAGUUUUUUUGUGCAGAUUACUAAAAACUAUACAUAUAUAUUUUAUUGACAAAGUAGUAGUACCUAGUGGUCAGAAUGGUGUCAUUUUACAAUAACUAGCAUAAAAUAUGAGUUGUCGACACACAUCUAGAUGGAUUGAAUGUUUGUUUGCAUUCACCAGGAAUCGGAAGUGUAAGCUUAGAUUAAAACAAAAAGAGAAGAUACGGUACGCUCAUGCUAGCAUCAAAUAAAAUAUGUUCCGACUCAACUACAAAUGCAACUCUCACGCACGCAGACUUCUUUAAAUAAACAUUCAAUCGAGCGAGCGAAACAACUGUACGCUUCGGCGAGUCCGCGUCGCUUUGCUUGGUAACUGCGUUUUCUUUUCUCCCUCUAACAAACGGCUGAGCUGUAUUGUUGUCAUUUUCUUGAUAACUAAUGGCGAAAAAGUAAAUAAAGUUAAUGACAAACAGUAAUUUUUGGGGGGAAAAAAUGUUUUCAUAGUUUUACGAAUGAAAAGUGUUGCUGUGAAAUUUGUUAUUUGAUCUUGCAUCAACAAGUUUACCCCUAUCAGUUUCGCGAGGUAAUCAAGUGAUUUAAAUAUUCUCAAAUUAUCCCAAACUACCUUCCUUGCCCGCGCGGAUUUGUACGUCCGUACGUUUAAGGUUAGUGAUAUGACCCUUACUGAAAGGUCUUAAUAUCGGCUCACAAGUUAUUUUAAAUCGGAUAAGUAUUUUCAGAGAUUACCACCUACACCCAAACUUGCUUACAAUAUCAUAAUAACUAAAAUUUUGAUACAAAAUAUAGACUAUGUAAUUUAAUAAAAUUGUGUGCCUGUGUUACAUGCCUUAUUUGUAACAUGUAACUCAUUGAUUGAAUUAAGCUUCAUUAAUAGCUUCCGGAAUGGCUAUUAUGUCCUCGUAGGAUAGUUAAAACUACAAAUGUGAGUCUAAAAGUUAUCUCGUUAUUUUUAUAUAAAUCCCAAUAAACAUGAAAUUAGGGGUAUGAAAGUAGUUCCGUAAUAUUAAUUUCAUCAAAAAUUUCACGUGUUAACGUCACACGCGAAAUUGUUGAUGAAAUUAUUAUCAAGGCACUACUUUCAUGGCACUUAUUUCGUAAUGUAAAUUCGACUGAUUUAAAUCUUCUACAAUAUGUAAAUAGGGUUAACAUUAAAAUCUGAAAACCUUAUUUAUUAUAUGCUUUGGUUCAUCAUUUUUUCAUUCCUUUCAUUAUAAUUAUAGCACUUCCAAACAGACAGUCUAUCUUUUGUCUUCCUAUCUUUUUUAUGUUAUAAGGGUGGCAAAAAAUCAUACGGCCUGCCUGAAAGUAAUUCUUUUUUCAAAUUUCCAAAAAUCCUUUGUAAGUCCUCACAAGUCCACACUUAUUUCUAAGUAAGCUUAAUAAAGAAAACUGCAAAUUUCAUAUGCUUAAGGACUUAACGGUUCUAACAAAGCACGGCUACAAAGCCUAGUUUGGUCGAUCAGUCAGUCAGACAGUUUCAUAUUGUGUUUAUGUGCAUAGAUGUGUUGCAUGGAUGACGCUCACAUUACUGCAAGAACACAGCAGCAAAAUAGUGUUCUUUGGCUUGUGGCUAACUAUUAGUUGCAGAAUAUAAUAUGUUACUAAUAAAUAUUGGUAAUAUUACGUGGCUAUCUACGCACGUCAAAUUAUAUUCACGAUUGCAUAGGCUGAGGCAAUUCAUUUGCACCUGCUAUAGUCCUGAUACGCAUUUCCUCUACAUUCUACCAUAUAAGUUCAUAGUUGAUCCUGCUGUAUAAUUUUGUUUUGAAAUACUCGUAGAAAUUUCUACUUAAUCUGUGAUGAGAUGACCUAUGAUAGCAAACCCGUAUAACAAAGAGAAUGUAAACCGACCUAUAAGUACGGAAUCACAAGGGCACUGUCUUUGUCGACAAUGACUUUAUUAGUAAUAUUAUAUAAAAGAGAAAUUGUAUUUUUAAUAUAUUUCGAUACGUUAGCAGUACUUAUUAAAUCCAUGUAUUUGUGUCGUUACGCAGUGUUAUGACGUGUAAUAUGAUACAAAAAUUAUGGCGUAUUUAAUAACUGUGUAAUUUUAUUAUCAUAAUUGUCUUAAAGUUUACAUUGAACAUGUACAAAUAAAUGUAAAUAGUAACUCUGUCUUAUAUAUAAUAUAUUCAAAGUAAUUUGAUUUUAAUAACGUAAAAAUAUAUUACAAUAAUGAAGCGUGCAUACACAUAAUCUGAUAAUAUGACACUGUAUUGAUUAGCGCACAUAUUUUAUGACUACAUACGUGAUAUCAUAAUGUACCUAUAUUAAGUGGUUAAUAAGGAUUUUAACUCUUGCAACUGAGCUCCUCCGAAGUCAUUGUGACAUUUAAUUGAAGCUAGAUAAAAUUCCCAACAAAUAUUCGUCAUUAGAACAAUAUAUUUCAAUUAUUCCUUACACUUUUCACCAGAAUAUUUUUAAAUUUUAUCAAUAAUGCCUAUUUUAUAUAUAAUUUCUACAAUAAAUAGUUAUACAUUCUGCUAUUUGUAGGUAUUGUCAAAAUGAUAGUGUUAUUGUAGUUCUGCACGGUUGGCCAUAUUUCGUAAAGUUACUGUUUUGAAGAACUAAAAUAAAUGAGUAACUUCACUAUUUCAAAACAUAUUUUAAUUGUGUAUUGAAUGAACCAAAAUAUACCUGUAUUUGCUUAUUUUAUUCGACACAGAGUUACGGUGCGACGAUUCGCCGUUUGGCACAUUUUCGAUAGAAUUGGCAAUUUUCAGAAGUGCAAGUGGAUGAGACCAUAUGCAAUAAUUUUAAUUUAUAUAUAAUUUAAAAUCGUGCCACGACUCGAGUCAAAAGUGCCUUCUGUACCCUUAGUACGAGUUUGAGCUCACGAAAACUAUCAUAGUUUUCGUAAUUGUAAAUUAUGAUUCUAUGUUCAUUUUGGUGAAAAGUAACUAAAUAUACUUAAAAUUUAAUAAGACGCAAAUGAUUUAAUGAUAGAAUUUAAACACAGUUUAUUUGUAUUGAAACGAAAACAAUAAAAUCAGUACCCGUAAUACGGUGCGAGCUCACGAAAACUAUCAUAAUUUUCGUAAUUGUAAAAUUCGUACUAAGGGUACUGAUCAUGUCCUUAUACCAGAAUAGCAUGAAUGUCGCAUGCGUCCAUGCGAGAUGUGACCACGUGUGACGUCGCAUCGCAUCUCUAGCUGCCAUUUAUUUAUGAUUAUGACACAUUCUUAGAAACCCGUGCGAAUGGUGCGUCAUAAAUUUAUUGGAAUCAUUUAAUAAAUGUCAUUUGUAAAGUGAUAAAAUUGAAAACUAGUCCAUUGGUGUGUUGCCCCUUUUUUUCAUUAAGUACUUAUGACUAGUUUUACGCUUUUGAAAUUGUGGUGGUGUAACAUAUCAAUGCACCUGUCUUCGCUCGAUGGCAACAUGAUAUUUUUGUUAUUGCUGUUUUGAAAUGUUGUAGUUGCUGGUGUAUUUUUGCUAGCGUAAUACAUCUUCCUACUUAAAUAUACUAUAUUCACGGAAACGAGUUGAUACCGAAUAUAUAAAGCUCUUUGGUCAUUGGCCGGAGUAAUGACGUUUGUAUGUCGUUACACCGGCUAAUGCCUGUUGUAAGCGACUAUGUGAUAAAAUAGCGCUUCAUUAACUCAUUUCUGUGAAGAGUAUAAUACCAAUAUAUCAACUACUACUAAUGUAUAAUAGUAGUUGAUAUUUUGGUCAAAAUUAUGUAUGAAAGCUAUGUAUAAUUUAGACCCGAAACUCUUAAUGUGUUCACUUGUUAUUGUGCCAUCGUAUACAGGCACGUAUAAGAACAAUUUUUAACCAUUAUCAAUAAAUUAUUCUACUAUAGAAAUUAGCGCGUGGAAUAUGAUCAAUAGGGGUGAUGACGGGGUAUAGUAAACGAAAUUCUAUUUAGUCCGUCAGUUAGAUAAUCAAAAAGUAAUGGACACGUAUUUUUUCUUUGGGCAAUCAACCAAAAAAUGACAGUUAUAGCGCGUCAAAGUUUGGGAGUAGGGGCUCGUGACGUCACUUUUGAGUGAAUUUUCCCUUAUAAGUGUACUCAAACGUGACGUCAUGCGACUUUUCAAAUCAAUAUAUCUCUGCAAUGCUGUUAUUAUGUGAAAAAAGAAAAAAUACGUGUCCAAUACUUUUUGAUAAUCUACCCGAUAAACGAAGAAAAAAAAAUUAGUCAUCAUCCCUAUUAGUAGGUACAUGAUACAUUUGAUAUUAGAUGUAAAAAAAGGACAAAAUCUUUCAAUAAAAAUAAAUGGUUUUGAUCUAAUUUUUUAGUUAGGUAUUUGUUUUAAAAUAAAGUCUUGUGGGCCUUAAACAAGCACAAUAUGUUUUUGGAUGCUUAUCUAUGUUGUCCUGAGAUGAGGUAAACUUGACGAUGACGUCAUCUUUUCGUAAGUUAUCUCGAAAUUUUGUUUUCAUUGAUAUUAUAAUUUCUGUGUGCCAUUUUUCCACCAAAAUGUGCGUAAUAGUAAAAAAGAGAGUGUCAACAUUUUAGAAUGAAUGAAAAUUACUUUUAUUGCGCAAAAUGAUAACUUUAUGAAUUGGUAAUGGUAUCGGUUAACUGGCGUCGUGCAACAUAAUUAAUUUAUAGAUAGUUUUAUCGCCUCGUGUGCAAUUCGUUUGCCACUAGCUUUUUUCUGUGUCAUCUUCUUCAAAAGAAUUUUGAUACCAAAAGUAAUAUUUGUAAUAAUAAUUUAUAAGUCUAUUUUCAUCAUAAUAAUAAUAUUUUUUUAAACGAACAAUUCAUAGUAACAAUAUUUUCUUACAUCACCAAACGUUGACCGGUAAUAUUUUUUCUUAACCAAAUUUGUAAAUAUUUAGUUCAAUUUUAUAAAUAAGUACCUAUUCGGAUGUAAGUGUCUUGUGAUAUCAUUUUAUUUUUGUCAAAAUGUGUUGUAUUAAGUUUAGAUAGUUAUUUUCUUAGCGCAAGUUUUAAGUUUUGAUAUUUUUUUGAAAUACGAACUACUAAUUUUUGAAAUGUGAGUACCUACCAUAAUGACUUUGCUGUAUUCAUGAUAAAGUAAAUAAAAAUGAAUGAAAGAAUAA